This is a messenger RNA of Amoebophrya sp. A120, 1436 nucleotides long. The record is from the annotation of a GenBank genome assembly. Lineage: Eukaryota; Dinophyceae; Syndiniales; Amoebophryaceae.
GCUCAAUGUCAUUGACACAAUGCUUGUGCCACUAAUAUAUUAUCGUCAAGAACUCUGGAUCAUUGUUUCGUCUUUUCCUUUUCUGAACAGCUUCUUUAACGAAGAUUUUUUUCUUGCGUGCUCUUAAAAGUAAACGGGGACACAAUCUACGAAGUUUGCUCCCCGGGAAUUUUCCUUCUGAAAACGACUUCGAUUUGUACAACUUAUUGUAGAAAGCAGCAAGAAUGAAGAAGCCCGGCCCACCCCCUGGCGGAGGCGGCAAGCCGAUGAUGAUGAUGAUGCAACAAGGAAGUGCGAAAGGUAGCUCCAAAGGCUCUGUCUACGGUGCUGCAGGCGGUGCACCCGGGAAGACCAGUGUUUACUACGGCAAAGGCGCGAAACAAAUGAUGCAGCAGGUGCUGUCCCCGAGAACAACGGCCUUGCAGAUGCAGCAACAACAAAUGCAGCAACAGCAAAUGCAGCAACAGCAGCAGCUGAUGUCACCGAGGUCCACGGCAGCCAUGCAAAUGCAGCAACCCCCAAAAGUGUCGACAAUGAGCGCCGGCGGAAUGCAGCGAGGGACGGUAGCACCCUCGGAGGCGUACUAUGGAUCCGUGUACGGUGGAAAUAGAGGGUCAGGCGCCGGAUCAAUGGGCAGCAGGGGUAAAGGAUCUUCGCUGUCCCGUGACCAGCGGUUCUUCAUCGGAGACGAAGAAGAUGAGGAAUACGAAAGUAUCUAUUUCAGUGUCAUGUUUGUAUUUUGUAUGACGAAUGCGAUGAAAUGCCAAUACAUCUAGAAAUAUUUAGACUUAGAGAUGGAAAACAAACAAGAUAGAAACUGAUUAUCCAAAAAACUACUUCAAAUAUCAGGCGACCUGUGGUGCUAUGGGAAGACAGGGGCUUUUUGGAAAAAGUUGAUCACCUUCUGGUGCAUAUGCUUUUUUCUCCUCCUGGCUUUCAUCAUCUGCAUGGCCCACCCGAUGAUCGGCUGCCGAAUCGGCGGAUGCUGCGAAGCCGGGGAGUGCUGCGGCGCCACGCCGCCAGGGCAAGCGCCAUGAUUGAGGGAAGAAGAUCGAUCUUGUUUGUUGUUUUUUGUAGCCGAAAAAAUUUGGCCCGUCAAGGGUUCGAAAUCAAGUAUUGAGUAGAUAUGAUGUUGAACGGUUCCAAUCUUCGAUUUUUUGCAAUUUUUACACCUAUCACCUUUUGUUUGACUUGUUUAGCACACUUAGCAUCAUGAUGAAAUCACUGGUCUUUUCACAACUGUACGAUAGCAUUUACAUUACACUUGUUUACGACUUUGUUGGAUGAAAAAUUUGUUGAGGAGAGGUUUAUGCGUAACAAAACUUAAACUGUAACUUAAGUUGUGGUAUAGGUAUCGAUUCGACUAAUACCCAGCGACAGGAGCCGGCUACUCAUCGGGAGAAGUUCCCCCGCCGUGCCCGCUUGCACAGUCUUGU